Molecule: messenger RNA, 1611 nt
Organism: Alternaria viburni
Lineage: Eukaryota; Fungi; Ascomycota; Dothideomycetes; Pleosporales; Pleosporaceae
Exons: 2
Coding region: 1-1611 (536 amino acids)
Source: RefSeq, a predicted model, not a curated record
AUGGAUUCUGUUGAGCUCGAAGAACCCUAUGACGAGGAAGGCAAUUUUAGCUAUGGCCAUAGCGAGGAUGACCUCGACAACGAUUACACAGGCAGUGGGGGUGAGCGAAGUGGUGAGGACCGAUACGCGAACAGUGAGAGCAAUGGAAGCGAUGAAGCUCCCGAUGAUGCUUCAGCAAAUGACACGGAUGGUGAGCUUAGUGACAGUGUGAUUAGCGAAAAUCUUUCGAUGUCACCAAGCGAUGAUGACGAGGAAGAUGAGGACGAGGAAGAUGGAGAGCUCGAGACAGGUAGCAUGGAAAGCGAUGCUAGUAGCUCAGACGAAGAGGACGAAGAGGACGAAGAGGAGGUGAAUGACACAGAAAGCGAUGUUAGUGGCUCAGACCAAGGGGAUGAUGAGGAGGUAAAUGACACGGAAAGCGACGAUAGUAGCUCAGAUAGCGAGGCAGUAUCAAUCGACGAAGAAAUCAUCAACCCAGUAAGCGAUGAAAGCGGCUCGGAUAGUGAAGCAGAUGUCUCGAUUGGAGAGGGCGCUGGGGCAGACACCUCAGUAGAGUCUGUGGGAUACAGCGGCAUGUGCAACAAUGACAGCACUACACACCAUGAGCAAGAAAACGUCUUGACGACUUAUCAACCCAACAAAAACUAUCAAUCUACAUACGACCAUCAAGCAACCAACAAUUAUCAGCUGACGAACACCCACCACCCGUACAGCAACAAUGAGAAGACCAGCAACUCCCCGACGAUCGUUCAGAGCCGAAAGAAAGUUCCAAGACGUCUUCCUGAAGUACAGACUGUGCUCGAUGCGUCGACGCUCAAUCGCAGUAAUACGCCAGCUGGUGCGCAGAAGAUCGCGCAUCCAAAUGCGAUGUCGUCCAAAAAGUCUAGAGAUAACGCCCGCAGAACCAACGAAGCUCAUCUCUCACACCGUACCAAACCUAAUCAUGGACACGCCGGACUACCAUUCGAAACCAAGAAUCCUCGAACAUCGAAAGAUCUUGAGAAGUCGAAAGCCGGCAAUGAAAUCAGUAUGGCUGACGAGCUCUUCCUUCCGGUCAUAUCAACUCAAUCUACCAAAAGCAACAAAAAGCCCAAAGCAACAAAACGCUCUCCUCGCAUGCAGGAGACGGAAAGAACGCCUGUAGCAACUGCAAGUCACAUACCCAGCAAGAAAAAGCGAAAGCCUACAGUCCAUGAGAUGAAGGGAGCUGCAAUCCAAGUCCCCACCAACACCAAACAGCAAUCCAACAGCAAGGCCAGCGAUACGAAGUUAUCCAAGAACGACACGCUUCGCUCUCAUCCUCGACCACCCCUCGUAUCUUCCAGCGACACAGAAGAGACAUGGAUCCCUACCAGCUUCUCCAACCCCCCUAAGGUUCUUCUCAACGGCCUCUUCACUGGAGUGAUGAUGCAGAGGCGAAAGUCUACAACAAGCAUAUUUGAUCAUGCAUCGCAUGCAAUCAUCGGCUUCAGUAUGUCGAAAGAGCAAGGCAAGCGGUAUGAGGAGGCUGGGAUGAAGAAGUACAAGGCGGCCAAGGAUGGUUUUACACUGUGGUGGAAGCCUUACACGCCAUCGGCGGAUUACUUUGAUAGGGCAGACGAAGUUGAGUGA